UGCAGAAUACACCGACAAGUGGAAACCAGUCAAUUACGGGCAAGGAAAUGAGAUGGCGGCGUCGGCGUGUCCAUCUUUGCGCUCUUCUGGUGAUACUGCUGUUCUUGCUUUUUGGACGAAAUAGUGGCGUUAGACAAGUUGUAGCAGCAUAUUUGCAAAUUGUCUAGUCAGGAGCUCCAUGACAGCUAAAGUUGGAGCUGUAGAUUCGACACAGUACAGUCUUGUCACUGAUUAUAGCUAACCAAUUUUUGUAGCUACCUGUAGUAAUUUUUAGACUCCUAAGAGCUUUAUUGUAUCAGGAGGAUUACCUAUUACUGAAUUUUUUUGUUUGCUAUGGUAAUUUUUAUGACACUUUUAUAGUCUUAGUAAUUAACUAUGAAAAUUACUUGUUAGCUGUCUAAUGGAUAUAAUUAUAGUAUUUUAAUUAAACAGUUUGAGACGGAAAGCUAUGAAAAUAAUAUGUGGAAAUAAUUUAUAUCAACAAAGCAUAUCACACAAAAAUGAAGUUUAUUUGUAGAAGACAAUCUCUGCAGCCGUAUAGAAAUUGUUUGCAGUUAGUGAAAACUUUAGUCAAAUUAACUGUAAUUUUUAUCAGCAGGCGCCUUUUUAGGGCUACGGUUUUACUCCAUUGAUAUUGGAAAAUUUGGUAUCAACCCAGCUGACAGUCGGUCACCAUUGCUCUCUCUGUCUACAUCUGUGUUGAGCAGUGUUGCCACCAACCUAACUCAGAUGCUUGACAGACAUUGCAACAGACCAGAGUCUAUAGGACAAUUAGCGAAAUCAUCUAUGGAAGGCCAAUUUGCCGGAAUGGAGGACUACGAGCUUGCUUUAGUUCAAGUUGUGACGAGACACGGCGAUCGUUCUCCUAUCUAUGAUAACUCUCUGAGUAACUGGCAUGAUUAUCGAUGUCCAAGAAAGACAGAGUACAAUUCAGUGAAUCAUUUGGACUUCUUAAAGCCAUGCGGUCAAGCCAUGCUAACUCUGACUGGAUGUCGGCAGCAUCAAGUUAUCGGAAAGCACUUUCGUGAUGUUUACAAAUUGUACAAUGAAGAUAUUGCGUCGAAGAUAAUGCUCGUUAGCACUGUAUACCAAAGAACAACAAGGAGCGCUUUAUGUCUAGUUAGCGGUCUGUUGGGUCAUACGAGAUUUGAUCGAAUUACAACAUCAUCGAGUGUAAUGUUUCAAGAUAGUCCACUUCGUCAUACUCGAUACCCAAAGAAAUGCAAUAAGAAAGACAAACUUUGGCGUCUGGUGUAUGACCAAGACACGUUUCGGCUUGCAAGAAAGAGAUGGGAGAGUGUGAGGAGCGAAGUGAACGAUAUCGUCGUUGGACUCGGCUGGCCGCCUGUACAAGAUAUAGUUCACUUGUUUGAUGGUGUUGUUUGCCAUUAUUGUCAUUUGUACGCGGAAGGAGUUCGAGAUAGCAUGACGCCUUGCAUUGGCAGGAACUGCUUGCCAUUGUCUGUCGCAGUAGAGAUAAUCCGUACUGCCGAUUUGUCAACAAAGUUGAAUUACGACAGGAAAAUAUCUGUUGUGCUUGCUCAGCCUUUGUUGGCAUCAAUUGUCAAUGAAAUGGAGGGUUGGAUCAACGGAAGUAUGAAGAGCCGUUUCAUCCUAUACUCAGGUCAUGACUCUACUAUUACAGCAUUACUUUCAGCUCUAGAAGCAUUCGAUGGUCAUCGGCCACCAUAUGCUUCCAGACUUGUCUUUGAACUGUGGCAAAGGAAAGGUCAAAACAGUGCACAUAUAGUUAGGGUUUUAUACAAUGGUCACGUGGUUCAGUCGAGUUUUAUUGACCAACUGAUGCCAUUUGACGGGUUUAAACAGGGUCUCCUGUUUGGGCAUCUUAGAGACCCAGCAUCUUACCUCAGUGCUUGCUUAAGUGGAUCUUGGUAGAGUAAGUGAGAGUAAAAUUAUAGGAGGGACGUUGUUGAUGCACAAAUUUUAAUUUUACUGACUGAGGAGUGUUUUCUGGUAGUAAUUUGGGAUAACACUGAUAAGCAAACUCUUUCUUUGUAUUUGGUAGUUAAGUUCUUUAUUUAUAUUGAUUGGUUUCAAGUUUUACAAUAACGAAGUAAGGAUUGGCACUGU
This is a messenger RNA of Corticium candelabrum, 2091 nucleotides long. RefSeq names its product 2-phosphoxylose phosphatase 1-like. The record is from RefSeq and is a predicted model, not a curated record. The transcript is spliced from 3 exons. Gene Ontology annotation, biological process: dephosphorylation. Bases 730 to 1896 code for a protein of 388 amino acids. NCBI's taxonomy places the organism in Eukaryota, Metazoa, Porifera, Homoscleromorpha, Homosclerophorida, Plakinidae. Gene Ontology annotation, molecular function: phosphatase activity.